AUGGAGAAGAGGGUUUUUCUUUUUGCAGUUACUUUGGUAACAAUUCUUCAGAAUUUGCAAUUUCCAGUGGCUAAUGCUCAAACAAAAGGAAGAAUGGUAACAGUUUUGAGUCUUGAUGGAGGUGGCAUUAGAGGAAUUAUUCCUGGCACUUUUCUUGCCUUCCUUGAAGCCAAACUACAGGAAUUAGAUGGACCUAAUGCAAGAAUUGCAGAUUAUUUUGAUGUAGUAGCAGGAACAAGCACUGGGGGUUUAAUUACUACUAUGCUCACAACUCCUGGUGAAGAUAAUCGUCCCUUAUAUGCUGCGAAAAACAUUACCAGCUUCUACUUGGAGCAUGGUCCCAAGAUCUUCCCUGAGAAAAGCCGGAACAACUUCUUUUCGACCAUCACAAAUGUAUUAGGUGGUCCAAAAUAUGACGGGGAGUACCUCAAGUCAUUGAUUCAAGAAUUAGUAGGCAAUCUCACUCUGAACGAGACUUUAACAAAUGUGGUGAUCCCAGCUUUUGAUAUCAAGCGCCUUCAACCAAUUAUUUUCACUACAAAAGGAGCAAAAGCAGAUGUUUCCAAGAAUGCUCAGCUAUCAGAUGUCUGUCUAGGCACGUCUGCAGCUCCAACUUUUUUCCCUCCACACUAUUUUGAAACUACCGAUGCACAAGGAAAAAUAAAAACUCAUGAUCUUGUUGAUGGAGGGGUUGCUGCAAAUAAUCCAACUCUGGUGGCCAUAACCCACAUUUCCAAAGAAAUUUUGUUGGGGAAUUUUGAACUGGUGGACAUGGAACCAAUGAACACAAGCAGGAUGCUGGUUCUGUCAUUAGGCUCCGGUAUGGCCAGGCUAGAAGAGAAGUACAACGUAAAGGACGCCACCGAUUGGGGCUUGCUUGGUUGGGUGUACAAUAAUGGUGCAACACCACUGUUGGACAUCUAUGGUGAUGCAAGCUCCGAUAUGGUCGAUAUUCAUGUUUCAACCCUUUUCCAAUCCCUUCGCAACGAAAAAAAUUAUCUUCGAAUUCAGGAGGACGCAUUGUCUGGGGAUGCAUCAUCUCUUGAUAUUGCUACCACAAAGAAUAUGCAAACACUUGUUCAAAUUGGAGAUAGUUUGUUGAAGAAGCCGAUUUCAAGGGUGAACUUAGAGACGGGCAGGCCCGAGCCAGUUCAAGGAGAGGGUACAAAUGAAGAAGCUCUUACUCGAUUUGCAAAGUUACUGUCUGAUGAAAGAAAGUUCCGGCAAGUCGACUAG
Fraxinus pennsylvanica is the source of this 1236-nucleotide messenger RNA. Lineage: Eukaryota; Viridiplantae; Streptophyta; Magnoliopsida; Lamiales; Oleaceae. The record is from the annotation of a GenBank genome assembly.